Salpingoeca rosetta is the source of this 3769-nucleotide messenger RNA. RefSeq lists its product as uncharacterized. Gene Ontology annotation, molecular function: protein binding. The coding region runs from base 109 to 3606 and encodes 1165 amino acids. Gene Ontology annotation, biological process: SCF-dependent proteasomal ubiquitin-dependent protein catabolic process. Gene Ontology annotation, cellular component: SCF ubiquitin ligase complex. The transcript is spliced from 16 exons. NCBI's taxonomy places the organism in Eukaryota, Choanoflagellata, Craspedida, Salpingoecidae. The record is from RefSeq and is a predicted model, not a curated record.
CACACACACACGAACAACCCAAACAAGCAAGACAAGACAGGCAAGACAGGCAAGGCAAGACAAGACGACGGAGAAGCAGGAAGCAGUCAGCUCGACAGCAGCAAGAGGAUGGAAGGAGGCGAUGACCUUGUGCAGGUGGUGCGCGGGCUCGGGUUCACCGAGGAGCAGUGCCUGCGAGCCAUUGCUGCGGGCUCGCAGACCCCGGAGAGCGUCGUCGACUGGAUUGUGAGGGAGCAGAGCAGACAGGAGCAAGAACCAGCAGACAAAUCGACGGGCGGCAGCAGCAGUGGCGGCAGUGCGCCUGUGCUCAAGCUUGGUCAAGGACCACAGGGGCACAACCAGCAGCCACAACAACAACAAGGGCAGCAGAAGCAACCACAGAAGCGCCCAACGCCGUCAUCCACCGCUGCCUCACAGGCACCUGCUGUGGUGAGCAAUGCGUUUGUGAAUGAGGAGCAGCGACAGGCCAAGCUCGCUUUUGAGCAGAAGCAGAUGCAGCGGCUGCGACAAGACGUCCUCAAGGAAAAGCGACGCAAAAUCGAGGAGGCCAAGCGAGUGCGGCGGCAGAUCGAACAGGACCGGCGGGAGCUGCAGGAGAAGCGAAGACUGGAGCGUGGCCAGGCAUCACAGGCACAGCCACAGCCACAGCCACAGCCACAGCCACAGCCACAGCCACAGCCACAAGGAGCAGAACCUCAGACUCAGGCAUCGCCACCAGCAUCAACACCACCAGCGUCGUACGUGAUCCAGGUGCGGCUGCCGAACGGACGGCCGGAGCGACUUGAGCUGCCGUCGUCAUCGCUGCUGCGGGCCGUGUUUGACGCCAUUGCCACCAGGCGCGGCCUCGCUCCCGGCUCUUUCGCCCUCAUCCUCAACCAUCCAAAAAAGGAGCUGACGUUCGACAUGGCGUCAUCGCCCCUCUCCACCCUCAACCUCCCACCGCGAUGUCUGCUGCACUGCCGCAAGACAGCAACACCAACACCAACACCAACAGCUUCCAGCGCCCAAGCACCCACACGGCAGCAACAACAGCAGCAGCAGCAGCAGCAGCAGCAGCAGCACGAUGAUGAUGCAAGUCACGACAAUGCCCCCAGCGUCACUUCUCCCCGCCAAGAACACGGCGUGCAGCAGGAGCAGGACGAAUACGGUCUGCCGCGUGCGUUUGUUGGCGGACGCGGUGGAAAGCGGCAUGGUCGUGUUCGCUCAAGGCAUCGUGGCCAUCGCUUGGGCGGCGCUGAUGGCGACAGAGACGAGGAUCAACACCCCCAACAGCAGCAGCAACAGCUGCACGCGGUACAGCGCAUGCACGCACGCCGCCCCGCGCGCGGUGGUGGUGGUAUUCGCGGACAGCAACACGGGGGAGCGCUCGGCAGCGGCAGUGGUAGGCGGCUUGGGGGACACGCAGCCAGGCAUGAUGAUGAUGAUGAUCGCGAUGAAGAGGAGGAGGGGAACGAUGGCGGUGGACGUCAUGGUGGUGGUGGUGGUGGUGGUGGUGGUGGUGGUAGGGAUGUCGAUGAUGACAUUGACAUUGACCACAACCACAACGAUGGCGACGAUGGCACUGCCACUCCGCUCACCGACGCUGAUCGUGAGCGCAUUCAGCAGGGUCAAGACAUGCUGGGCAGGCUCUUUGGCAUGCCGGAGUUCUUUGAGGGGAUGGGGCUCCCCCGGCACCACGCGGCGCGCGGGCGUGGCUGGGGCGGUGGUCAUCGUCACUGGAUGGAGGGAGGGCAGCGCUUGGGCGGGCGACGAACAGAGGAACAACAGCAGCAACAAGGAGAGGGGCGAGGGCGGCAAGCGCCAGUACAGCGCCAGCGCGGUCGUUUUGAUGACGCAAUGGGCGUGCAGUACUUUGACGAUCAUGACGAUGAUGACGAUGGCAUUGACCGGUGGAUGAUGGGGCGGCCGGGGCCCUGGCGACGCGCAGGCCUUGGUCGCGGACACGUGCUUGGUGGUCGUGGUGUUGGCGGUGGCGGCGGCGGCGGUGGUGGUGGUGGUGGCGAUGACAGCGAUGAUGACGAUGUGGGCAGUGGGAGGCGCGGCGAUGAUGAUAAUGAUGAUGAGCAGAUGUCGCAGCGUGAACGCCUGGAGCGGCUUCGACAGCAGCGACGAAGGAUGCUGGAAACGCGUCAGCAGCAACUCCAAGAGCAGCAGCAGCAACACGAACAUGGAGAGGGGGAAGGGGCACACCACCACAGCCACCGCCACCGCGGCAGUAGGCCACGCAAGCGCACGCCUUCGCUGCAGUCCAUGUGCGUGGAUCAGAUUGCAUCACGUCUGUAUGCCUCGGACCGCCCCAUUCUCACGCUGACGCUGCCGGAGACGCUUGCACGCGAAGUGAUGACGGCCGCAGCUGAGAAAGAGACACUCAACAGCAAGUCCAUCAAAGCGUUUCGCUCGUGUGGCAUCCAGCACCUCGCCUUCCGCUCCAGCGUCGUGGUCACAGACGCCUUUCUUCGCGUCCUCGGCACCCAGUUCCCAACCCUCUACGAGCUGGAAAUCUAUGAUUGUCCCAUGCUGACGUUUCGCGGAAUUGCAGCUCUCAAAGGCGCCCCAAACUUGGCCAGCCUGCACCUGAGCGGCGCGUUUACAGACUCGUGUGUGGACGCGUUGAUGUCUCUCCACCCGCUGGAACAUUUUUCCCUCAACGGCGCCAGAGUUUCAUCGCAGCAGUUUGCGCGCUUCCUCUCGUCCCCGACCGCCACCCACCUGCAAUCUCUCGCUCUCACAUCGUGCCCAGCCCUGGACGAUGGAAUUCUGCCAAGCAUCUGUGGCCUGACCGAUUUGGGGCACCUGUCCCUCUCAAAAACACCUGUACGCGCGGUGGGCCAGCUGGCGUCUCUGCCACACCUGUAUUCCCUCAAUCUCUCGUACACACGCGCGAGCGAGCGGGAAGUGGGUGCCCUCGCCGCUGCAACGAACAUGACCACGCUCGGCCUGUUUGGGCUCAAUCUCUCAUCCGACGCCUACGCGCCAUGGGCGGGGCACGGGAGCCUGGCUGAAUUGACUUUGUCGUCGCGUGAUUCCUUUGACGACGCGUGUCUCGCGCACGUGUGCACGUUGACCCACGUCACCACGCUCGAUUUGAGCGGAUACUACCAGCUCACACCGGACGGCCUCAAGGCAAUCGCAGCCAUGCAGCAACUGCAGUCGCUGUCGCUGAGCAACACCGCCCUCACCGACGCCGCGUUGCUCCAUAUUGGGGGUGUUGGGCUGCCCUCCCUGGACACGUUCGACAUUUCCCGUACAGAUGUCACAGACGCAUGCGCGCCAGCAUUCAAAGGCUUUGCCGCUGUUGCGCGGCUGAAUCUGUCGAGAACGCGCAUCACGAACACUUUCUUUCACGCACACGCACUCAACGACUGCGCUGCUCUGCAAACGCUCAGCAUCGAGCGCACGCACACGAGCACGAAAGGACUGGCUGAGCUGAACGGGCUCUCUCGUCUGCAGUCUGUCAAUGCACGGCACACGUGGGUGUCACCAACCAAGAUCCCCGCUGCCCUUCCCUCUGUGCACGUUGAUUGCAGCUUUGCCGAGGAUCGUUCCGAGUUUGUGAUGGACGACACAGAUGAGGAGGACCUUCCAUCCAUGCUUCACCGCCCGUGAUGUGAUGUGCGUGUGCGUGUGAUUGUAUGUUUAACUCAUCCAUUUUGCGUUUUCUUACGUCUUCCGUCUGGUUUUCAUGAUGAUACGGGUUUACUUAUGAAUUGGAUGGUCUGCCUAACUGAUGAUGGAAGUGAAAAUGACAAUGAAACACGUUCAGAUGCCA